AUGGCACCGCCUGCGCAGCGCAAGAUCGUCCCCAAAAACGACUUUGCAAAGCACUUUGGUGGACUUAAAGUACAGCAAUAUGCCGAGCCAGUGACUCGAGGCUCGAGUAGCACAGUCCAUAGAACGAUUUCAUGGAACAAUGCUGGAGCCCUCAUUGCCACUGGUGCCACAGACAGAGUUAUCAGAAUAUGGAAUCCAGAAAGAACAAACGUCAAUCGACCACAGACAGAGCUGAAAGGACACACCGGCGAAGUUACCAAGGUCGUCUUCAACCCUAUCAAAGAGUUCGAGUUGGCUAGUUGUUCGAAAGAUGGCACCGUUCGCUUUUGGGACACGAGGAGCAAGGCCUGUACAUCGAAGCUCGAACUGGGAGGUGAUCUCUUCUCCAUGACCUGGAGUGUGGACGGAAGUGCUAUGGUUGUUGGGUCUAAGGCAGAAGUCCUCACUACAAUCACAACACCUGUGCUAGGACAACCAGCGAUUCAAGAGAAACACCGCCAAAAGUUGGAGACAAACCACACAACCUUUUCUAUGACAUAUCCUCCACAAGACCUUCUCGUUACGCACGGAGCCGGCUCUGUCAAGAUCCUCGAUUAUCCUUCCUUUGAUGUCUUACAUACUAUUAGUUCGCAUACCUCCUCUUGCACCUCAAUCGCAUACAGUCCAUUAGGAAACUAUGUCGCAGUUGGUGGUAGUGACGCUAUGAUUGCAUUAUGGGAUACCUACGAUUGGGUGUGCAAGAGAACAAUGUCAAAUGCGAAUUCUGGCAAAGUCACUGGCCUCAGCUGGAGCUGGGAUGGCAGAUACCUUACGAGCUCUUGUGAAGACAUCGGCGCUGGGGGUGGUGAGGGGAAGAGCGAGGGCUUUGAGAUCUACCAUGCCGAGACUGGAGAUGUCGUUCAUACCGUGCCUACGAGGACGAGUGCUGUGCCUGCUGUCGCAUGGCAUCCAACAAUGUAUGCCUUGGCUUAUACAGUCAUUGAGGCCGGAAAGUCGUCACUGAAGAUCGUUGGAGGUGUCACUGCGACCUAG
Messenger RNA from Lithohypha guttulata, 1032 nucleotides. RefSeq lists its product as uncharacterized. The record is from RefSeq and is a predicted model, not a curated record. The coding region runs from base 1 to 1032 and encodes 343 amino acids. Lineage: Eukaryota; Fungi; Ascomycota; Eurotiomycetes; Chaetothyriales; Trichomeriaceae. Gene Ontology annotation, molecular function: protein binding. Gene Ontology annotation, cellular component: THO complex part of transcription export complex. Gene Ontology annotation, biological process: mRNA export from nucleus. The transcript has a single exon.